AUGGUCUUCAGUAUGGAGACGCGGAGGUUUUCCCAUGAGAUGGCUUCUUUGAGGAAUAUUGGUGGGCUUGGCAACCUCUUUCCCGUUGGUUGCUCGGGCUCAGGUCGAUCUAGAGCGGGUGGUCUUUGUCUUUUUUGGCGAGAGGGGUUGGAGGUGGAAUUUAUUAGCUCUUCACUCAAUCACAUUCUACGUAUGGUGACAGACCCAGAUACUAGCUCCAGUGUUCAGGUUCUUGCAAUUUAUGGGUGGCCAGAGGAGCAUAACAAAUGGCGCACGUGGGAUUUAGUGAGGAGAUACAAACCAGAUGAUUCGGUUCCGUGGUUAUGCAUUGGCGAUUUUAAUGAGGUACUGAGUCCCAAUGAUAAAUUGGGGGGAGGCCCAGUUGAUGUGGCGCGCUUGCAGGAUUGUGCUAGAACUAUAGCGGAUUGUGGUUUGAGAGAUGUUGGAUACUCCGGUUACCGUUUUACUUGGUCUAAUAAACGCAAGGCUCCGGGUACUGUGGAGGAGCGGUUGGAUUACGCCUUAGUAAAUGACAAGUGGCUUGAACAAUGGCCGGUGUCUCAUGUUUCUCACCUUCCGAGAUACAGAUCGGACCAUAACCCCAUUCGCAUGUGGUUUGGUGUUCGACGUAAGCAGGAGGAGACUAGACGUGAGAGAAUGUUUCGCUUUGAGGAGGUUUGGCUCCAAAAAAUGAGGAGUGCAUGGAGGUUGUCGCGGAGGCUUGGAGCUCUGGGGGAGGGAGCUAGACGUGUACAAUCUGAGCAAGUGGUAGAAGAAACAACAACGGUGGAGGGGCAACUAGACGCUUUGUUGGAACAGGAAGAGAUUGUUUGGUGUCAAAGGUCCAGGGCAACUUGGCUUAGACAUGGUGAUAGAAACACGGGUUUCUUCCACAGGAAAGCUUCCCAACGCAGGAAGCGCAAUUCAAUUGAAGAAAUCGAAACUGAGGAUGGCAGAACAGUGGACGAGGUCAAGGACAUUUACCGUGUUUUAGCUGACUAUUUUAUGUCUCUCUUUUCCUCUGCAGGUCCUAUUGAUAUUGACUCAGUGACCUCCCUAGUCGCAGGACGACUAACAGCUCACCAUCUGGAGAUCCUCACUAGGCCUUUCACAAAAGAGGAUGUUGAGGAGGCUUUAUUCCAAAUGCACCCAAAUAAGGCCCCAGGCGCUGAUGGAUUGCCAACUUUGUUUUAUCAUAAGUUUUGGCAUAUUAUUGGUGAGGACAUAUCUCAGUUCUGUCUUCAUGUCUUACAUGGCUCUAUAUCACCAGGUAUUAUAAAUCGAACUUUGUUAGUGCUUAUUCCUAAGGUUAAAAAACCUUUGCAUGCUAACCAGUUCAGGCCCAUUAGUCUUUGUAAUGUUAUCUUUAAGAUUAUCACUAAGACUAUGGCGAACAGAUUAAAAUUAAUCUUGCCGGAUAUUAUUUGUGAGGCCCAGAGUGCUUUUGUCCCUGGUCGUUUGAUCACGGAUAACGCUCUCGUGGCGUUUGAAUGUUUUCACUUUAUGAAAAAGAAAACAAGUGGCCGUAAUGGCGUUCUGGCUCUAAAGCUUGAUAUGUCCAAAGCUUAUGAUAGAGUUGAGUGGCCUUUUUUGGCGAGUGUUUUAACACAGAUGGGAUUCCCUCUCUCUUGGGUCAACCUCAUUAUGAGUUGUGUAACCACAAUGAAUUUCUCUAUUUUACUAAACGGAGCGCCCCAAACCCCCUUUGCCCCGGGGAGAGGGUUGCGACAGGGUGACCCCUUGUCCCCUUAUCUAUUCAUCCUUUGUGGUGAGGUUUUCUCUGCGCUUAUUAAUAAAGCAGUAAUGUCCUCUUCUUUACAUGGUGUUAAGGUAGCUCGAUCAGCACCUGUGAUUUCUCACUUACUUUUUGCAGAUGAUAGUGUAAUCUUUGCAAAAGCUACGCCAGAGGAGGUGGAGAGUGUGAAGGAAAUUCUUUCAACUUACGAGCGAGUUUCAGGACAAGUCAUUAACCUUGACAAGUCAACGCUCACAUGUAGCCGAAACGUGCCAGAUAAUUGUUUUAAUCACCUUAAAGGGUUAAUGAAUGUAAAGGUUGUUGAGCAUUUUGACAAGUAUUUGGGUCUACCAACCAUUAUUGGUAAGUCAAAGACCCAAAUUUUUAACUUUGUUAAGGAGCGGGUUUGGAAGAAACUCAAAGGUUGGAAAGAAAGAGUUUUAUCCAGGGCUGGACGAGAGGUUCUAUUGGGGUGUAAUGUUGACAAUCGAUGUGUUCAUUGGCUCAAAUGGGAUUCUCUUUGCCAACCCAAAUGCAAGGGUGGCUUGGGUUUCCGAGAUUUUAAAGCGUUUAACAUCGCUUUGGUGGGGAAGAACUGGUGGCGAAUCAUGUCGAAGCCAAAUACUAUGCUGGCACGGGUUUACAAGUCUGUAUAUUUCCCACGACAAACAAUGUUUGGAGCUAAGAAGGGUUAUAGACCAAGCUAUGCAUGGUCUAGCUUGUUGGGAUCAGCUUGGGUCUUUGAGCAAGGAGGUCUUUGGAGAGUUGGGGAUGGCAAAACGAUUAGAGCUUGGGACGAUAAAUGGAUCCCUUCCUCAACCCCAAUGGUGUACCGCGAGGAUGUGGCAGCGGAACUUCAUGUCACUCAUGUGUCGGAUUUAAUGCUUCCAAAUGGAGGGGGGUGGGACCGUGACAAGGUUGAGUUCCUGUGCUGGCCACCUACUGCAACAGCUAUCCUUUCUGUCCCCUUGCCCAUGUAUCAUCAGGAGGAUAGCUUUUUCUGGCCAGCUACUGUUGAUGGAUGCUACUCCUCCAAAACAGGUUAUCAAUUCAUCCGAAAUCAGCAUCAUGCGCGUGUGGCAUCGGGCUCUUCAGCUCCAGCUAUGAGGCCAGCUCUUUGGUUGAAACUUUGGAAGGCAGAGGUCUGGUUUGCCUCUCCGCUGGGGUUUCGUCUUCAUGAGGAGUGCUCGGUGCAAGAAUUUUUUACUGAAUUUCUGGGUGCAGCUGAUUGUAAUGGCAUUGGUAUGUUUUUCUCCAUCUUAUAUUCAGUGUGGCAGGCACGUAAUGAUCUUCUCUUCAGCGCGAAGCAAAGCUCUGUUGAUCAGAUCCUGUUGCGAGCGUCUAGCCUUCGCCCGUCGAGCAACCAGUUAACUGCUCCUCACCGCCAUGGCCGCGAGCAUGUUUCUUCAUGGCGUCGACCAGCUGCAGGAAUUUUUAAAGUGAACUUUGAUGCUUCAUUGCUGCAAUCUCAUGAGGCUGGGUUCGGGUUUAUAGCAAGGAACAAGGAGGGGGAGGUCUUGGCUGCUGCUACAUCGACCAUGGGCCCGGUUCUUUCAUCGGUUUUGGCAGAAGCACUUGCUUUGCGCUGGGCCUUGGGGUUGGCAAAGGAAUUGGGGUUUCGCCGCAUCUGGGUUGAGACGGAUUGCUUGGUGCUAUACAACUAUUGGGAACGUAGAGAGGGUGGCUUCUCCCAUUUGGAAACAGUUGUUAAGGAUUGUCGUUUACUGCUUUGUAGUUUUGAUGUUUUUACUUUUACUUUCGUUCGUAGGACCGGCAAUUCUGUUGCCGACGCGUUGGCAAAACUUGCUUUUCGUUUAGGCUGUUUGGUCUGGAUUGAAGAGGCUCCGUUGGAGGUUUCCUCUCUCAUCCAGGAUGAUGUUUUUGCCUCUGUGGCUUCUUCUCUUUAA
Molecule: messenger RNA, 3642 nt
Organism: Lotus japonicus
Lineage: Eukaryota; Viridiplantae; Streptophyta; Magnoliopsida; Fabales; Fabaceae
Exons: 4
Coding region: 1-3642 (1213 amino acids)
Molecular function (GO): nucleic acid binding; RNA-DNA hybrid ribonuclease activity
Source: RefSeq, a predicted model, not a curated record